AUGCAGGCCGGAACUAGGAAUAUAGCUUCCACCCUCCCCAUCAUCGGACCGGGCGAGUACCAAAAGAUACGUCAGGCAACGUUUAUUCGCCCAGCUCAAAUGGGUCUGUUUGCUCGAGUGUCGUGUUACCCGCCUCUGGGACAAGUUACCAGCCUGCAGAGGCAGAAAGAAUUAAAGCCCGAGGAAGAUGAUACGGUUCGAUUUACAGUUGUGAUUGAAUCCAGCGCCUCUCUUCCAACGCAAUCAUGGGAAGCGCAGAUCUGGCAUAACAUCACUAGCUCUGAAUGGACUGCUCUUUCGCUUCAGAAAUGCGAUCCUUCUAUUGCACCAUUGCUGAAUGGAAAAGAUGCCGAAUACAAUUAUCAUCGUUAUGUUUUCUCAGACGAAAUCCACCUGCCGACGUCAAGUGGGCAUGCAAAAUUUACGGUCCGCUUUAGAACCAGCCCAGAUACCCAAUGGCAGUGGGCCAAUCAGCAGCAAUCAAUUAAUGAUGGAGAGCUUGUCUUUGGUUCCAAGGACGGGAUUGAUCUUCAUUCGUUAUCCCCUGAUACAUCCUUAGCUGAUGCCAAAGCAGAGCUUGCCAAAUAUAUCGACAACCUGUCAUCAGAGGUGCGGGUUGAAUCACGACGUACGGAGGCGCCCGGAUCUAUUAUAUGGGCGAUUCAUGGAGACGUGGAUGCCGCGGAGGAAGGUAUCUCUGGAGUCAAAACAUUGGCACUCGGCACGCCUUCAUCGACGAUCAAGUAUUUCUCCUUGGUACGAAUUUGGACACCAUGGCUAGGUCCUCGACAUGGCAAGGACAAGUUCAGAUUGACCGAGGAUGCGAUACUAUGCUCGUUCCUUCGAACAGAUGGGACGAAUCUUGUACUUCUGGCCAUUUCCGGAAUCAACGACGUCCUGACUGUUCUCCAAUCGGGUGAUAAUGGAGAAGUAGUGAUACAAGCCAGAAGCGACAAUACCGAGGUCGUCGAGUUUCAAGCUUUAGCCGCGGUCGCGGAGAACUUCGAGGUCGCCAUGUCAGCUGUGAUAUAUGAGUCGAGGAAGAUCGUUAGGCCAUACGGCACUUUGUCGAGCGAGUCUGUGGACCAGCCCCCGUUAUCACCGCUAGGGGACGAUGUUGUGGUUUUGGAGAAAGACCCGAAAAUCCAGUGGCUUGCUGACUGGUUCGACGGCCUGACAUACUGCACUUGGAAUAGUCUUGGCCAGGAUCUGAAUGAGGAAAAGAUUAUAGACGCACUUGAUACCAUGAAAGCACAUGGGAUUCAUGUUGUCAAUCUCAUCAUCGACGACAACUGGCAGAGUCUCGAUAAUGAGGGCGAGUCUCAGUUCAAGCGUCGAUGGAAGCAGUUUGAAGCGAAUCCCAAGGCAUUCCCGCGAGGUCUCAAGCAAACUGUUGAGAUGAUCCGUCGAUCUCAUCCCAAUAUAGGACAUAUCGCAGUCUGGCACGCUUUGCUCGGUUACUGGGGCGGAAUCUGCCCGGACGGAGACCUUGCAAAGAGAUACAAGACCAAGGAAGUGAAGAUAAGAGAUCCUGCGUCUGGAGGCCCCAUUGCGGACAAUAUCCCAGAUGGAAAGAUCCUUGCAAUUGAUCCUGAUGACGUACAACGGUUCUACGAUGACUUUUACGGCUACCUUAAAUCGAUAGGUAUUGACUCUGUCAAAGCCGAUGCCCAGUUUUUCAUUGAUCUCCUCGACGACCCGGAAGAUCGCAAGAGGUUCAUGACAUCUUACCAGGAUGCUUGGUCACUCGCCAUAUUGAAACACCUCAGCAGUCGGGCCACUUCCUGCAUGUCAAUGACACCGCAGAUGAUCUUCCAUUCUCAAUUGCCAACGAACAAGCCCGCCCUUAUAUUGCGUAAUUCGGAUGAUUUCUUCCCCGAAAUCCCAGCAUCUCAUCCUUGGCAUGUUUUCUGCAAUGCGCACAAUGCACUUCUCACUCGGUAUCUCAACGUUGUACCAGACUGGGAUAUGUUCCAAACCAGUCAUCCGUACGCUUCUUUCCAUGCUGCAGCUCGUUGCGUCUCUGGCGGACCAAUUUACAUCACGGACGAGCCUGGAAAGCACGAUCUCAAAGUCAUUGAUCAGAUGACGGCACUCACUGUGCUAGGUACCACUGUCAUUUUGCGCCCAAGCGUGAUUGGCCGCACCAUUGACGUUUACCAUGACUACAAUGAGGGCCAUGUUCUGCGUGUCGGAAGCUAUACAGGCUGGGCAAAGACUGGAAGCGGCAUUUUGGGUCUUUUCAACAUCCAUUCAGCCGAGGCGUCGUGCAUCGUCUCUUUGACAGACUUUCCUGGGAUUAAAGAUGAUUCCGACGGCGAGUAUGCCAUCCGUGCCCAUACAAGUGGCAAAGUCACCGAUCGCUUGAAGCCGCUGGCUCAAAAUGCCCUGGUGUCUGUUUUGCUGGAACAAAAAGGAUGGGAGAUCCUCACUGCGUAUCCGACUCGAUCAUUCGCGCUGAAGGGAAGCCGCGGUAGCAGCCCUUCAGGUGAAGCCCUCACUCAUGUAGCGGUUUUUGGCCUUCUUGGAAAGAUGACUGGAGCUGCAGCGGUGGUUUCUUCGGACAUCCAUGUUGUCGAAAAUGGGCGCUUGCGCUGUGAUGUUCAUUUGAAGGCACUUGGCACGCUUGGGCUUUACGUUUCUGAUCUGCAAGACCGUAGUAUUGCCGAUGAUUUCAUGGUCAUGAUACUCGGGCAGCCAGUGCCGCAGAAGACUGUUUGGAAAGAGGGCGGAGACAAUGCCAAUAUGUUGGCUAUUGAUGUUCUUGCAGCCUGGAAGGCGAUGAAGCUGGACAGCGGGUGGAGUAACCAGGCCUUUGUCCAGAUUUUCAUGGCAUAG
Molecule: messenger RNA, 2838 nt
Organism: Penicillium subrubescens
Lineage: Eukaryota; Fungi; Ascomycota; Eurotiomycetes; Eurotiales; Aspergillaceae
Product: putative raffinose synthase protein Sip1
Exons: 2
Coding region: 1-2838 (945 amino acids)
Source: RefSeq, a predicted model, not a curated record